Oncorhynchus kisutch (coho salmon) is the source of this 4764-nucleotide messenger RNA. Its product is annotated as WD repeat-containing protein 88. NCBI's taxonomy places the organism in Eukaryota, Metazoa, Chordata, Actinopteri, Salmoniformes, Salmonidae. Gene Ontology annotation, molecular function: protein binding. The coding region runs from base 501 to 1442 and encodes 313 amino acids. The transcript has 11 exons. The record is from RefSeq and is a predicted model, not a curated record.
AGUCACACCAAACUCAGUGCUCCUGAUGCCUGGCCGUCGCUAUGGGAACGCAAACUUUGGACAACAUUGGCUACUCUGACUGACCUGUUAGCUACAGUAGCUAGAUACUUUUACCCCAAAACAAUGAAAUACCUAACGUAGAGAAAUACAUUUCGUUUCCUGGACAAAAUGACUUGGAGAAAUAUCGACCCUUUGUCACUUGAUGAGACCAUUGAUGAAGGGAAAGAGGAGAAGGAUGUGGAGAAGAGAAGAGCCUCGGUGUGGGAACAUCAGGAGCUAGCCCAGAUUCCUAUCAAGGUGCUGAGGGGUCACACAGAUGCUGUCACCGGCUGCCACUUCUGCUUUGAUGACACCAAAGUCCUGACCAGUUCCCAGGACAAGACGGCCGCUCUGUGGGACACGGAGAGUGGCGCCGCGCUGUUGGUGUUUGAGAGAGGACAUCUGUCCAACAUCUCUGAGUGUGCCUUGAUCCCUGACAAGAAAAGGCUGAUUACUGCGUCAUGGGACAAGACCCUAAAUGCAUGGACCUGGAGACUGGCAAGAUCAUUUGGACUGCAGCUCAGGCUGGUCUCCUGACCUCAUGUAGCGUCUCAGAGGACGGGAAGUACGUAGUCUCCUCCUCCGACCUGGAGAAUGCAAUCUGCCUGACCUCAGCUGAUACAGGGGAGAGGCUCUUCCACAUCAAAGAUCACCACAAGUCUACGAUCACGCGGUGCCGGUUUGAUCCUCAGAGUCAGCACGUAGCCAGUGUCUCUGAAGACAGAACCAUCAAACUGUGGGACCUGGUCUCCACCCAAACCACCCUCUCCAUCAGCAGCACCCACACCAACGUCAUCUCAAACUGCUGUUUCACUGCUAACGGACGCUACUUGUGCACUGCAUCAUGGGACAAGACUCUGCAGCUGUGGGACGUCCAGACAGGAACGUUCCGUUCCCACGGUGGCCUGACCCUUAGCAAGGGACACGACGGAUCCGUCAGCUCCUGCACCUUCUCUGUGGACGGGUCAGUCCUUGUGUCGGGGGCGUAUGACAGAACAGUGGCUGUGUGGAACAUGGAGACCCUCUGCAAGACGCUGGAGUUGAAGGGACAUGCGGAUUGGGUGACAGAUGUGGCAAUCAGUGCGGACAAAAAAUGGGUGGCCUCAGCUUCCAAGGACACCACUGUCAGGUUGUGGAAUAUAGAACACUCUGAAGAGAUACCUGCUGUUAUAGAGACCAGGAAGGCUCAGGGAAUGGGCUAUCAUAUCCUCCAGUGUGAGGAGUGUGGAAAGGCUUUUUCCAUUUCUCGACUGGAGAACUCCGACUUGGUCACAAAGUGUGUGUUCUGCCGAUUGAAGACAGAAACCAGAUCCCAUCUUCAACCACCUCCUCUGUUGUCUAGUGUUCUGCCGAUUGAAGACAGAAACCAGAUCCCAUCUUCAACCACCUCCUCUGUUGUCUAGUGUUCUGCCGAUUGAAGACAGAAACCAGAUCCCAUCUUCAACCUCCUCCUCUGUUGUCUAGUGUUCUGCCGAUUGAAGACAGAAACCAGAUCCCGUCUUCAACCACCUCCUCUGUUGUCUAGUGUUCUGCCGAUUGAAGACAGAAACCAGAUCCCGUCUUCAACCUCCUCCUCUGUUGUCUAGUAAUUGAAUGUAUUAUUUUCUAAUGCUUGUAUGUUACUGUAUAUAACUAGGUCCUGUGUUUAUUGAGUACUGUAUCCUGUUAAAACUGUAUUUGUUCAUUGAUUUAGUCAGAAAACAACUAAAGUAUCACUGCAUUGAAGUGCUAGCUGUGCCACUAGACAUUCUGGGUUCGAGGCUGGCCGUGGCCCGGAGACCCAUUGGGAGGCGCACAAUUGGCCCAGCGUCGUCCGGGUUAGGGGAGGGUUUGGCCGACAGGGAUGUUCUUGUCCCAUCGCUCACUAGUGACUCCUGUGGCGGGCUGGGUGUAGUGCACGCUGACACGGCCGCCAGGUGUACGGUUGUUUCCUCUGACACAUUGGUGCGGCUGGCUUCCGCGUUAAGUGGGCAUUGUGUCAAGAAGCAGUGCGGCUUGGUUGGGUUGUGUCCAUGUGGGAGUUGCAGCGAUGAGACAAGACUGUAACUACCAAUCGGAAACCACAAAAAAGGGGUAAUCUAUUGUGAGUCUUUCUCUGGAGAACACACCUGGAGUCUAGGACAGCUAUGGAGAACACACCUGGAGUCUAGGACAGCUAUGGAGAACACACCUGGAGUCUAGGACAGCUAUGGAGAACACACCUGGAGUCUAGGACAACUAUGGAGAACACACCUGGAGUAUAGGACAGCUAUGGAGAACACACCUGGAGUCUAGGACAACUAUGGAGAACACACCUGGAGUCUAGGACAGCUAUGGAGAACAAACCUGGAGUCUAGGACAGCUAUGGAGAACACACCUGGAGUCUAGGACAGCUAUGGAGAACACACCUGGAGUCUAGGACAGCUAUGGAGAACACACCUGGAGUCUAGGACAGCUAUGGAGAACACACCUGGGGUCUAGGACAACUAUGGAGAACACACCUGGAGUCUAGGACAGCUAUGGAGAACACACCUGGAGUCUAGGACAGCUAUGGAGAACACACCUGGGGUCUAGGACAACUAUGGAGAACACACCUGGAGUCUAGGACAGCUAUGGAGAACACACCUGGAGUCUAGGACAGCUAUGGAGAACACACCUGGAGUCUAGGACAGCUAUGGAGAACACACCUGGAGUCUAGGACAGCUAUGGAGAACACACCUGGAGUCUAGGACAGCUAUGGAGAACACAUCUGGAGUCUAGGACAGCUAUGGAGAACACACCUGGAGUCUAGGACAGCUAUGGAGAACACACCUGGAGUCUAGGACAGCUAUGGAGAACACACCUGGAGUCUAGGACAGCUAUGGAGAACACAAGCUACAGUAGUAGCCCCAGUAGUGAUGACAGAUGAAGCUGCAGUAGUAGCCCCAGUAGUGAUGACAGAUGAAGCUACAGUAGUAGCCCCAGUAGUGAUGACAGAUGAAGCUACAGUAGUAGCCCCAGUAGUGAUGACAGAUGAAGCUACAGUAGUAGUCCCAGUAGUGAUGACAGAUGAAGCUGCAGUAGUAGCCCCAGUAAUGAUGACAGAUGAAGCUGCAGUAGUAGCCCCAGUAGUGAUGACAGAUGAAGCUACAGUAGUGAUAACAGACCUCAACAGCGACAUCAGAACAGCGAUCAGAACAGCGAUCACUAACCUUCUAGGCAACAGAACAGAGAUCACUAACCUCCUAGACAUCAGAACAGCGAUCACUAACCUUCUAGACAUCAGAACAGCGAUCACUAACCUUCUGGACAUCAGAACAGCGAUCACUAACCUUCUAGACAUCAGAACAGCGAUCACUAACCUUCUAGACAUCAGAACAGCGAUCACUAACCUUCUAGACAUCCAAACAGCGAUCACUAACCUUCUGGACAUCAGAACAGCGAUCACUAACCUCCUAGACAUCAGAACAGCGAUCACUAACCUUCUAGACAUCAGAACAUUGAUCACUAACCUUCUAGACAACCAAACAGCGAUCACUAACCUUCUAGACAUCCGAACAUCGAUCACUAACCUCCUAGACAUCAGAACAGCGAUCACUAACCUUCUGGACAUCAGAACAGCGAUCACUAACCUUCUAGACAUCUGAACAGCGAUCACUAACCUUCUAGACAUCCGAACAUCGAUCACUAACCUCCUGGACAUCAGAACAUCGAUCACUAACCUUCUAGACAUCCGAACAUCGAUCACUAACCUCCUGGACAUCAGAACAUCGAUCACUAACCUUCUAGACAACCAAACAGCGAUCACUAACCUUCUGGACAUCAGAACAGCGAUCACUAACCUUCUAGACAACCAAACAGCGAUCACUAACCUUCUGGACAUCAGAACAGCGAUCACUAACCUUCUGGACAUCAGAACAGCGAUCACUAACCCUCUAGACAUCAGAACAGCGAUCACUAACCUUCUGGACAUCAGAACAGCGAUCACUAACCCUCUAGACAUCAGAACAGCGAUCACUAACCCUCUAGACAUCCGAACAGCGAUCACUAACCUUCUAGACAUCAGAACAGAGAUCACUAACCUUGUUUUGGUUGAAGAUUUCUACUUCACCAGUUGGCAGCUGUACUGUUCAUUCCAUACCAGGCUCUAAUCCCCGGGACUCCAAGGAGGAAGAGACGGCGCAAGCGAGUCAAUAAACCACCGCUCUCAAGUGGCGAAGCAGUCUAAGGCACUACAGACCCUGGUUUGAUUCCAGGCUGUAUCACAGCGGUCUAAGGCACUGCAUCUCAAAUCAAAUCAAAUUUUAUUUGUCACAUACACAUGGUUAGCAGAUGUUAAUGCGAGUGUAGCGAAAUGCUUGUGCUUCUAGUUCCGACAAUGCAGUAAUAACCAACAAGUAAUCUAGCUAACAAUUCCAAAACUACUACCUUAUAGACACAAGUGUAAGGGGAUAAAGAAUAUGUACAUAAAGAAAUAUGAAUGAGUGAUGGUACAGAGCGGCAUAGGCAAGAUACAGUAGAUGGUAUUGAGUGCAGUAUAUACAUAUGAGAUGAGUAUGUAAACAAAGUGGCAUAGUUAAAGUGGCUAGUGAUACAUGUAUUACAUAAAGAUGCAGUAGAUGAUAUAGAGUACAGUAUAUACGUAUACAUAUGAGAUGAAUAAUGUAGGGUAUGUAAACAUUAUAUUAGGUAGCAUUGUUUAAAGUGCUAGUGAUAUAUUUCCCAUCAUUUCCCAUCAAUUCCCAUUAUUAAAGUGGCUGGAGUUGA